Messenger RNA from Protopolystoma xenopodis, 414 nucleotides. The record is from the annotation of a GenBank genome assembly. NCBI's taxonomy places the organism in Eukaryota, Metazoa, Platyhelminthes, Monogenea, Polystomatidea, Polystomatidae.
UCAAUGGCCCUAAAUCUCCUGGAAGUCGGGUGUCGCCUCUACGAGCCGCCUGGCACUGGAGCGAAAGACCCAAGUGAUCCUAUUACUCUGGCUGGAGAGGCUGAAUUGCGACUGCGCGAAACAUAUUGUCUGACUGCUCUUCAGGCUGGUGGGCUUUUUUUAGGUGUUCAUCUUCUUCUCUUUCCUUUUUCUUCGGUUCUCAACCCCCAAAAGGCAUCACUUUCGGACUCUUCCAACCGAUUGGCUUACUGCCUUACCCGACUUAUUCUUCCCGCUUGCGUGUGGCGUGCGGGUCGGACAGCCGAAGCGAUGCGAAAGGCGGCUGCUACUUCUUUGCUUGCCGUACUUGCUUCGGUCGCCGACACGACUUCCUCUGAUUGUCUUCACUCGCAUCAUAGUCAGUCGGGUACCUAA